AUGGCAUAAGCUUAAGCAUUAGCUGGAGAGAAUUAUGAAUUUAAAGCUGCUCCAGAAGUUGUGAAACCAAAACCUAAAUACAGAUAAUAGCCUUUGUAAUCUUCAGAAGAUUAAAAAAAUAGGUUGGUAAAUAAUAAUUAUAUUAAGUUCAUUAUUAGGAUGCAAUAUUAUGUAUGAUAAAAGAGUUGUUAGAGGAAAUACUUAUGCAAGUGUAUAAACAUUAGGGGAUAAGAAAUUAAUGACACUUAAAUCAUUCAAAAAACCAUAAUAAAAAGCGGUUACAUAUUAAAAUAAUGAUAAUAGACUUAAUAACCAUAAACAACAUAUUUACAUCCUAGUACUCCUAGACCAUUUUAAAAUCGCGUUAAUAUAGAUAUCUAAACUGAUGAAUAUUUAGAAAUAUUGAGAGAUAAACCACCUGAAUAAGAAAUGGAUGCAUAAACAGACUAUUAUAUAGAUAAACCACCUGAUAGAUUAUUUGUUCCAAAGAAGAAUGGUAUUGAUAAAGUAUAAAUACCUAAAAUAGUAAGGAAACUUAAAUUUGGGAAGGAGAUCUUUUUGAUUUUGAUUAGGAAGUAGAACCAAUUUUAUAAGUCUUAAUGAAUAAGAUAUUGGAAUAAUCAAGAAUGGAAGUUUUAGAAGAAGAAGAAAUUAAAUUAAUGAAGGAGUAAUAGAAAUAACAUGAAAGAUAAAAGACUUCUGUUUUAUCUGAAAUGCAACGAUUAGAGGCUGUUUAAUAAAGAUUAGAUUAAGAGGAUGCAAGAAGAAAAUUGCAAUAUGAAACCUUUUUAAAAAUAUAAAAGUAGAGUCAUUAAAAAAUUGUAUGCAGAAAUCUAUCAAAAUCACUUAUAAAUCCUCUUAAAUAAAAUAUAAUUAAAAAAUUAUAAGACUUAGGUGUUUUUCGAGAUCCAUUAGAAACUGCUUUAUUAUAUGAGUAUAUUCCAUGGGUUUAUGAUAAUGUGUUAAGUUAAUUAGUUGAUGAAAAUGAUAAUUAUACUAAUUUUAAUAGUAAUUCAUUAAGAUUAUUAAGAUAUGUUAAAUAAUAUCGAAGAAAAUAUUACUAUUGAGCAUUCAAAUUCAUUAAAAAGAAGACAAUAACACAUAGAUGACAAAUAUGAAGAAAUUGCUAGAAAAAAGAGAGAGAAGAUUGAAAAAAAAAGAAUGGAAGAGGAAAGACGUCUUAAAGAAAUUGAAGAUUAAAGAUUAGCUGAAGAAGAAGCUGUUAGAUAGGCAGAAUAAGAAAAAUUGGAUUAGUAAUAAGAAAAUUAAUAAUAAUAAUUAUAAUCAUGA
Messenger RNA from Paramecium primaurelia, 1290 nucleotides. NCBI's taxonomy places the organism in Eukaryota, Ciliophora, Oligohymenophorea, Peniculida, Parameciidae. The record is from the annotation of a GenBank genome assembly.